Ornithorhynchus anatinus (platypus) is the source of this 789-nucleotide messenger RNA. Its product is annotated as E3 ubiquitin-protein ligase TRIM68-like. Gene Ontology annotation, molecular function: protein binding. The record is from RefSeq and is a predicted model, not a curated record. NCBI's taxonomy places the organism in Eukaryota, Metazoa, Chordata, Mammalia, Monotremata, Ornithorhynchidae. The transcript has 3 exons. The coding region runs from base 1 to 789 and encodes 262 amino acids.
AUGGACGGCAAGAAGGUCCAGAGCCUCCGGGACGAAGUGACCUGUCCCGUGUGUCUGGAUUUCUUUCGUAACCCCGUGAUCAUCGCCUGCGGACAUAGCUUCUGCUGGAUUUGCAUAAACGAGUGGGCAGAAGAGGAGCCUCGGGUCGUGUUCCCCUGCCCGGAAUGCAGGGCCCAAAGCCCCAAAGGCCCUUUCCUACCCAACUGGCGACUGAGGAAGCUGACGGCGAUUAUCCAAAAGCACAGCUCCGUGCCACCCCUCAACUCGGGCAUGAAGGACGAAUUCGAACACUUCCGAGAGAUUGUGAAGCUGGACGUCGCCACAGCCCACCCCCUGCUCAUCGUGUCGGAGGACGGGAAGAGCGCCCGAUUAGGCCCCGUCUGGAAGAAUUUUCCCCCAAACCCCAACAGGUUCAACCUGGCCACCUUUGUCCUGGACUCCAAGACCGUCAUUUCUGGGAGGCACUUCUGGGAGUUGGAAGUGGGCGAGAAGAGACACUGGGCCGUCGGGAUUUGCCGGGAAUCGGCCAGUAGGAAAGGAAAGAUCAUCCUCAAUCCGCAGUAUGGAUACUGGGCCAUCGGGAGGAGGAAGGCUCGGCAGGUCAGCGCCGGAACGGAACCCCAGACGCCCCUUUCCCUGACACGGCUGCCGCACCGAGUGGGGCUUUAUCUGGACAUGGAGAUGGGGGAACUCUCCUUUUAUAACACGCAGGAUAGGUCUCACAUCUUCACGUUCCCGAAGAUCACUUUCAACGAGCCACUGCGGCUCUUCCUCUGUCCCGGAAUUUAA